Molecule: messenger RNA, 5553 nt
Organism: Crotalus tigris (Tiger rattlesnake)
Lineage: Eukaryota; Metazoa; Chordata; Lepidosauria; Squamata; Viperidae
Product: saxiphilin-like
Exons: 17
Coding region: 1108-3330 (740 amino acids)
Biological process (GO): iron ion transport
Cellular component (GO): early endosome; recycling endosome; plasma membrane
Source: RefSeq, a predicted model, not a curated record
GGUACGAUCAAAAACAUCCCAGCGGAACUGCUUCAAAAGUUCUUGGGUGCGUCUAGAGGUGUGCGGACAAGCAUUGUGCUGUACCAACACCACACUGGAAGUGAGGCCAUAGAAAAUCCCGCCAAAUGUGAAGAUGCCAAAGGAGUACUGCCAGUGAAGUUCAUGGAGCGUGGUUCGAUCAUCAGUUCAGAAGUCUACUGUGAAAUGUUAGGAAAACUCAGACGAGCCAUCCAUAACAACCGUCGGGGCCUGCUGACUUCUGUUGUGUUGGUUCACGAUAAUGCUCACCCGCACACGGCUAGAGGCACCCAAGAACUUUUGAAGCAGUUCCGCUGGGAUGUUUUUAAUCACACACACUCCAUAGCCCAGAUUUGACGCCAAGCGAUUAGUACUAAGACAUUUCAAACUUUGUAAGACCUUAUGACAAGUGCCUCAAUUUGAAUGGCGAUUAUUCAAAAAGUAACGUAAUGUUGUAGUUUUCUAAUGUGUAUAAUAAAAGUUCUGUAUCUGCGAGUGUCUGUCAUAAGGGUUAUUUCCGAAUUGCCCUUGUAUAAGAUACAGAUCUACACAUCCUACUAAGCCAGCCUUGUUAUGAUUAGAUGCAAAAUGUGAACAGAGGACAACAGAAAUGGAGAGGGUGCAGACUAGUUUCACCUGCAUUUUUUUAAAAUCAGAAAAGAGUGGUUUUAUGUCUUUACAAUAAAAUCAGUUAGUCGAAAAAGAUGCUACUGGGCUCCUGGUUUUUCACUACGAUAAAUGUCUUCUACAGUGUCUUCAUUUGUCAAAAUGCUGAUGUGUGGGAUGCCUCACUAGGCUAGUCUAAAUCUAACCCUGGCCAGUGUCGUCUUUUCAAUGUAGUACGUGUUUUUUAACCACCCCAGAGGAAUUGGAAGAGAAAAGCAAAAGGCUUGCAAUCCUUUAUUUUGCCCGGCUGAGGUUUUGCUUUGUAAAAUUUCCCAUCAGCACGCAGGAUUGGCCUUCUUUUCUGCCCAUCCCAUCACUUUCACUUCCAGCCCACACAGCUGCUGCAUCAUGCAUUUUCGGUCUCUCCCCCGCACAAUUCCUGUCACUGCUUUGGAAUCUUUGGAAUGAGGGAAGGGGAAGACUAUGAUUUGGGCCACUGCCGUCAUGAAGUUGUUUCCUGUGGCUGUUUUCCUUGUCUUGCCUGUUGUUGCUCAUCUGGCCUCAGGGAAGAAGCUCCGCUGGUGUACGCUUUCCCCCCUGGAGCAGAAGAAAUGUGCUGAGCUGUCCAAAGCCCUUCUAUCUACUUUGCCGCCUGUCUCCAGCAGUACUUUGAAGAGGGUUUCUUGCAUCCUGGCCCACAACACUUACGACUGUAUCAAUAAGAUUCGGGAGAAUAAAGCUGAUGCAGUUUCCUUGGAUGCUGGAGAUGUAUAUUCUGCUGUAAAGCUUUAUGGCUUGACUGUGGUGGCCAAGGAGAUCUAUUUGGAAGGAAGUUGUGUAUUUGCAGUGGCUGUGGCCAAGCGUGGGAUGCUGGAUCUCCAAAGGCUCAAAGGAGUCCGAAGUUGCCAUAAUGGAGCUAGGUGGACUUCAGGCUGGAGCAUUCCCAUGGGCUUCCUCUUAGCUAGGAGUGAUCUGAUGUGGGUCUCAGGCCAGCCCCUCAGCCAAGCAAUCAGUGAUUAUUUCAAUGCCAGCUGCAUCCCUGGCAUCGGAGCUACCUAUCCUAAGCUCUGCGCUCUCUGCCAAGGGCCGAAGUCUUACAUCUGGGACAAGAACCACUUCUGUGAGGCUAGCCGUCGCGAACCCUUCUAUGGCUCGGAGGGUGCCUUCAGGUGCCUGACGUUGGGGCUGGCAGAUGUGGCGUUUGUGGAUCACCUCACAGUCAUGAGUUCUACAGAGUUGGAACGGGAAGAGUACGAGCUGCUGUGUCCUGAUGGAUCCGCUGCGCCUUUGACGGCCUACUCUACCUGCAACCUGGGCAACGGACCAGGCCGCGCUAUUGUCACGCGCCACAACUUGCAGAAGAUAGUUAAGAAAUUUCUCAAGGUCAUUCAGGACCUGUUUGGAAAGAGCGGGAAAGAAAAAGGCAGGUUUGAGCUCUUUGCGUCUGCACCGUUCAGAGGGAGGGACCUGCUGUUCCACGAUGCCACUCAGCACCUGCGGCUGCUGGCAGAAGAGACGGAGAUCACGCAGGUUCUUGGCCUCGACUAUGUCACCCUCCUGCAGGGUUUGGGACAUGAAGGGAGCUCUCUGUCCAACAGCCUGGUGCGCUGGUGCUGUAUCAGUGACCUGGAGCUCCGUAAAUGUGAGGAGUGGGCUCUGAAUGCCAGGGCUGACCCCCUGGUCUGUGUCCAGGCAGACUCCAUGAUCAGCUGCAUUGAGCUCAUCAAGAAGAACGAAGCAGAUGCUGUCACGCUGGACGCCACCCAUGCAUACUUUGCGGAGACCUGCACGCUCGCCCCUGUUGCGGCAGAGUGUUAUGGAGAAGGAUGUGCUCCCACAAGGCUGGAACCGGAGACGUUGACCCAUGUUGGGGGUUUUCCUCCACUCUACAUCGUCGCCCUGGUGAGAAAGGCUAACCAGCAAGGAAACCGAUACACCCUGAGGGGAAAGCGCUCCUGCCACAGCCACGUGUACAGCCCAGGAGGGUGGCUGCUGCUUUCACAGUACACCGUUGGGGCCCCGGAGAAUGGCAGCUCCAGCUGCAACCUCACCUCGGCAUACCAGAAUUUUUUUUGGAAAGGCUGCAUGCCAGGAGCCAGUGGAAAUCUGUGCAAAGUGUGCAUUGGACAAGAGGGGAGAGGCAAAGGGUCCUCCAGGUGUGCAGCUAAUCAUCAUGAACGGUACUAUGGCAAUCUGGGGGCCCUCAGAUGCCUCUUGGGUGAUCCCGCUGGGAGAAGCUUCGGUGAUGUGGCUCUCUUGGAACAUCAUAACCUACUUCAGAACAUUGACUACCUGAAUAGCUCAGGAUGGGCCACCAGCUACACUCCCAGGGAUUUUGAACUCCUUUGCCCAGAUGGGAGCCGAGCAGCCAUAACGGCUUGGAGGACCUGCAACCUGGGCUGUGUUCCUCCCAGCGUUGUGGUGACCCGGCCAGUUACUGUCACUAAGGUCCAUGACUUCCUGGCAAAGUCCCAGGAAUCAGUCAAGAACAGCCAUUUUCAGCUCUUUGAGUCGCUGAGAUAUGGAGGAAGUGACCUGCUCUUUAAGGACGCUACUCAAGGCCUCGUCUUCACAGGCCAGUUGGACUUCAAGUCGAUUCUCGGGCAGUCUUUCUUUCAGCUUGCCCAAUCCGCCUUCAGUUGCACCUCUGCAGGUAUCCUAGACUUUUGCAAACUGGAUACUUGCACCUCUUCCACACAGCCUUGAGGUUAUCCAGAGAUGCUCCCUCCAACUCUGCCAGCUAAAGAAAGAGGGAGACAGUUAUUCAAGCUUUUACUGUCACCAAAGUUCCCCCCCCCCGAUGAUUCUGGUCUAUGGCAAUUUUCCCAUUUUUUCAUCCACAUCCAAAUAUCCUUCAGCAGUUUUUGGAAAAUCCAUUUUUGAAUGUAUCCUACUGGUACCUUAGCCAAUGGAAAGCAUCCCAAUGGAUUCACUCUCACUGCUUCCUCCCUCCCUCCCUCCCAUUUCCAGGAUACGCAGGCAAGUCCCAGCCAGGUUUGGGCUGCACCUGCCACCUUUUCAGCUCUACCCUGUCUGUUCUCUGCCUUCCAUCAGGAGAGAGAGAGAAGCUGGUUUGGGAACUCUCCUCUUGUACCUGCAUCUCCCUCUGGUUGCUUCCCAUCACUUCUGCCUUCGGAAUUGAUCGGUCCCUUUUCCAUUGAGUCAAAGCUGUCUGAACCGAAAGGAAGUUGGUUGAGACAAUGUCACAGCUCCAAUUUCCCCCGUCCCUGACAAGAAGCAGCCAUCUUGGAACUAAAGGAAUUUUGUUUCUCUGGCUUUAGCAGGACGUAAGAGCCGUGACACCCCCCCCCCCCAAUUCUUCUCUUGACUGAAGCAACAUCCAGAGUUUACUUCAAGGACUCUAAAGCUGUUUGUUGCCCAGCUGCUCUAAACACAAAAGUGCCUGCCUCGGUGAUGAGCGUCCCCAGGUUACUAGCAGUUUUAUGGCCGCGUCAUCUGCUCAGCAACCAUGUGGGCACCCCUUUUCCUAGGCCAGUUGAUAACAGUGGGAUUCCCUGGAGGUUUCCCUUCCUGAGAUCAGUUAAGAUCAUGUAACAUUGCCAGUAAUUGCACAGGCUAUUUUAUAACGCUGUUGCCCUUCACCUGCAAAAAAGAACUCUAGGAAGAUCCAGAUCUGCUCCCAGCCCUUUCUAGCCUCUGUACCUGCUGUGAUAGUUCAGCUAAAUAAGCAAGGCUAUCUCCAGAUCACUGCACCGCCAAGGAUUUGGCUCAGAGGUCCCUGGAACAUCAGAGGGAUGAGAUUUCUGUGGUAGCUUACAAGAACUAAAGGGUUCCGUAAUAAAGUUUGCAGAAAUGGUACCUGUACUUUACAACAAGGAGAAAGAACUGUCAAGGUGGUAGCAGAGCUCACGAAGGUGGUCUUGCUGCUAAGCGACAGGGCCACCAUUAUUCCUGUAACAUUCAGAGCUGGCAUUAAAGCUGUGUCACAAAUCCCCAGAGAAACAUCUUUCCAAAGGAAGGGGAACGAAGAGAGGCACAGAAACUACAAUUGACAAACAACAGAGAUGAGGAAAGUAUUCACUCACUAAGCAGGAUCUAUUCCCAGAAAGUCAGGAAUGUCGGCAGCCGAGCCAUGAAUAUCCUCUACUGCGGAGACUCCCAACCUUUUGGGCACCAGGGACCGGUUCCAUGGAGAAAGGUUUUUCCACAGACCGGAGAGUGUGUGGUUUUGUGUGCUGCCUGCAUCUCGCAGAUGGGGCUUUGCUUGUUUGUGCGGCCUGGUUGCUGGCAUGCCGCAGGCCGGUACUGGUCCACGGACCGGGGGUUGGGGACCCAGCUCUACAAGGGACAUUCCCACUUACGCAGUAUCAACAGAAACAUCGUUUGCAUGUCAACUAAAGUUAAUUUGGGGCUUCAGACUUCAUAACAAUGUACAGGAUUGCACUCGCAGUUUAGCGUACUUAAGAGUUUUGCUUAUAUUAAAACAAUUGGGACAAAGAGAUAGUUUAUCUUUUUUUUUUUUACAUUUGUCCUUUUCACUUUGUAUAUUUUUGAAAUUUUUAAUAAAUGUAACUUGUACACAAAACCCAUCAGCACUUCUUUAUUUAAAUUUUUUAUUUCCAUAAUUUAAACACUAGAAAAAGUGAAUUUGAAACUCAAAAAGAUUACAGGAAUAAACAAAAACCAUGUGAUAAUGGCACAGAACAGCCACCAGUACAGAAGUGUGCAAAUUCCCAUUUGAUUUGGAUUACGAGAAGGCUAACCAAGCGGUCUUCCUUUCAAGCGGCUCCCAAUGGCGGCCCCUAAGAGGCUCAGGUCUGGGGGGGGGGAGUGUGACCGGGCUCCAAAGCUGAUCUUGGCCCCAGGAUGACACCUACACCAAGACUGGACCCCCGUACCCUGAUUUCUCUGAUAGGCACAGCCCUCCCCAAAUUAGAUUUUAGCAAAUAUCAGUCUACUCCCCCCCCC